Cimex lectularius (bed bug) is the source of this 5626-nucleotide messenger RNA. Its product is annotated as sperm flagellar protein 2-like. The record is from RefSeq and is a predicted model, not a curated record. Lineage: Eukaryota; Metazoa; Arthropoda; Insecta; Hemiptera; Cimicidae. Gene Ontology annotation, molecular function: protein binding. The coding region runs from base 205 to 5604 and encodes 1799 amino acids. The transcript is spliced from 2 exons.
CAUUAUUUUGGAUAAAUGUGAGCUAUUGAGUUCAUGACGUUCAAAUUAUAUAAUUCAACCUGGAACCAAUAAUUAUCUUGUUUUUCUGCUCUCAAAACAAAGUAAAGAGAUAAAAUUCAGUAGUACUUGGCGUAUUCUUUCAACUUGAAGGGAGAUGUAGAUGGUCUUUUUAAUCUGCUCUUGCCAGUAAUAUCCCGCCGACCAAUGACUACCAUAAUACAGAACUGGGUGUGCAACAAGACAGGCGUCUUGCUGAACUUGGAUCACAAAGAUGUAGGUAGAAAACUUUUUGACGGUUUCAUUUAUUACAAGUUAAUAGAGUUCAUCACUCCGGGAAGCGGCAGUGUGAAGCAGCCGAAGUUUCCCGUUUCUUCCCAAUUCGAAGCCCUGUCGAAUUUGGAAAUGCUUUGUCCAUGGCUGAAGAUCCUCGGCGUAAACCACGAUCCUUUCUUCCUCAAAAAGAUUUCACAGCGCAAUAAAGAAGCGUGUCUGAGGAUGCUCUAUGAAAUCUACCUGAGGGUUGAAGACAGAAAUCAUAUUUACAUGGUGACCAAGCAGAGGGAGGCGUAUUUACUUUCCAAGGAAGAAAAUGGGUUUCAAGUCAAAAAGGCACCCGAGAGCCAAAUCGAUUUUGUAGACACUAAGUGUCAUAAUAGCGGACUCCUAGAAGAUCCAUUGGUACAUAGCAAGCCCUUGGUCUUAAAGUACAAAUAUCGGAAAGAGAAGCUUCUGAAAAAGUGCAAACAAGAAUCUGCUCGCAGGGCUCGGAAAUUGGCUUUAUUGAACAACGCGAAAUUCGGACACAACGAUAAAAUGAAAAUAAAUUUAACGCCUCCCGCAACCCAUAAUGAAGACGUUUGUAUAAAAAGGUGCGAAUCGAAAAAGCACGUCGCCCUGUCACCAGAACAAAUGAACUUGCUUAAUAAGAAGAAACGAACUUUGAACAUGGAAAAAACAAAACUGAAAAUGUUCUCGUCUAUCUUAUACGACCUGUGGAGCACUUUUACAGCCAAUGAACUUGAGGACUUUGAAAACACAGUCAGGUCCAAGUUGCUGGAGCAGUCUAGCCAAGAAAAGCAGUUAUCUAUUAAAUGGACACAACUUCACACCCAGUACAAAAAUUUCUUCCAGCAGUCGAUAGUCACCAAUGAACAAACCGAGCGGCCCGGGCCGAUUCUGGCAGACAUAUACCCUUACAAAAAGGUGGAUGAGAAAAAACGUAUUCUGGAAUUGCACAGUCGUCUCUUCGAAGAAGUAGCUUCCAAAAUGGAGAGGGAAAAUCUCGCCCUCUGCGGCCAAACGGCAAUAGACUUAGUCGAUUAUUCCACGUUAAAAUCCGAGUAUUGGCGUGCCCACGAACACGAUGUUCCCAAAUAUGUCGAGUUUCUGUGGAAGGAGUUGUUUUACAAAGGUUUGCCUAUCGAACUCGAAGUAAAUAAUCAUUUUAACAACAAAUCGAGUUACGAUAGGGUUGAAGGUAUAAAAAUGCACUACUUACAGACUAAGAUACCCGACGCUUUACUUGAUGUAAUCGUUGACUGCUAUUUGAAACAAAAAGGAUUAUGGUCUUCAUCCAACGAGCCUCGAUCAUUGAACAAUUUCGGGUUCAUCAUUCACACACUUUUGCAGAACAAAUACCCGCUUCCUCCUGAUAUACAGCUUUUAAAACUACCAGAAUUCACAAUCAAAGUAAUUCUGGCUGACGUACAAGAUCCAUUUGUGCUGAACCAAAUGAAAGAACUUUUGGAAGUCCAGAAGGUUGUAUUAAUCGAUGUUAAUUUAUUUACGAAUUACUGUCUAGAAAAAUUCGAAGAGGAAAAAUCUUAUUAUGAUCUGUUUCGUAAUGCCGAUUUUUUGGAGAAAUUUUCAGACAUAGUAGAACUGGUAGGUUUUGUUCCUAGGUAUAAGAACUUGGUGAAUAAGGAAACUCAAUUCCCUCCAGCGGACGGUGUAGGGCCGAAACAUUCUUACGCUGGUCUUCUAGGCAAACUGGCAUUUGAAAUGUUGAACGAAGGGGAAUGCCUCGACGACGUUCUUCUAGUGGCGAUGUUGGUGGAAUACCUUAAAACUCUCGAAGGCAAACGGGGUUUCGUCCUGGCCGGUUAUCCCACCACCCAGUAUCAAAUACUACUGUUUGAAUAUUUCAUAAUGGGGAAACCACUUAAAACGAACAUCAAGAAAUGGGACACUGAUUUACAAUUCCCCGUAAAUUCUGGUAUUCUAUUGUACUUGGACAGUCUCAUCAGACGUUCUAUUGUCGACAAGGAUAUAUAUCAUGAACAAUCGGAAAGUCAAUUUUUAUCAUCUAUGGUUGAUUAUCUGAACGAUUCCACUGAGGAAGAAAAACUUGAUGAAUAUGACAAAGAAGAACAAAGGCAACCACAUUCGCAAGUAACCAGUCCAGGGACUAACAAACAUCGCAGCCUCAGCCACGGCAAAAGUUUUAGCACAUGCUAUGGGGAUAAUGUUUCAUAUUUAGCAUCAAGCGAGCCGUGGACAUACGAGGAUUUGAAUCGGUUUCGAACUUCGAAAAUUCUUCCCAAUCCUUUAGCAGAGUGGCCUAAUAAAGACGGUAUCUCUCAAACAUACAUCGAAAGGUUCAUCACUAUUUGUAAAGGUUACAAUUACGUUAAAUCGGACCGGAAUCUUCGGAAAAAUGGAAAUAAAACAUUUGAUUAUAAAAAAUGCAAAACAACUAGUCAAAAGACCAAUUACUUGAGGAAUAACAUAACAGGUGAGCAGGUAUACGAACAAUUCGACAAAUUUACAAAAAUAUACAUAUGGGAGUUCGACGUCGAGACCCUCGCUUUCAUUUCUAAAAUUAUUCUCGACCUUGAUGUCGAUUUGCCGACAAAAGAAAUAAAACAGUCAAUCGUUUCGUUUGGCAGACUUGUAACAAAGGCGAGAGAAAACGACAAUUUUGUCAAACCGAGAGACGGUUUGUGCGAUGACAUCCAGUACAUCCCUUCUCCGGCUUAUUACGAUUGCAAAAGACUUAUGGGACGGUCUCGUUAUGGAAAAUCAACGGAAGGCGAUUCAUUUUCAUAUACAUAUGAUUCUGAAAAUAGCGAUUCCCACAUAUACGUCCAAAAGCCACUACCCGACAAACUACAAAUAGCAAUGGCUUCGGUUUGGGAACAGGUGGAAAAGUCUUAUUUGGGUAAAUUAAGAGAGAGUCUAUCCAAAGUUUUAAGCAUUAAAUCCCAAUGGUUACCUUUUAAAAAUUACGUCAGCCAAAUGAUUAAGCAAUCUAUCCAAAAGAGCGACGAAAGGCUUCAAAUCGUGAACAAUUUUCAACUCAUGUUUAAUGCUGUAGAGCUUUUUACGCGUAAGGAUCCGAAUGUCAAAGCUGAGUUACACUUCAGAGUAAAAGAACUCAACGACAUACUGUUAAAUUUAAUUGAAAAGAAAAGAUUGACAGCAUUGGAAGUUAAAAACGAUCUUGAGGACACGCAGUGGGUGAGAAAUUACAUCUUAUUACUGACAAAUUCCUACCUGCGACUUUUGCAACACGAGAUCGACAGAACCGUGGACAGUUUGCAGAUUGUCGUCGACUACUAUACAAGCAUGCUGGGUUUAUUACCGGAUACUAAGAUCCUUCCCAAGGUAGACAUCAAACCAAUUUUGUUGGAAGAAGACGAUUACCCAUUUGGGAAAAAGAAAUCCAAAGUUUCCCAGUCGUAUAGCAUGUCACUAAAAAGAAGCACAUCGAGCGUAAACGAUCCGUCGAGUAAUUCGAGCAAUUUCUUGUCGUCCGGACUGAACGUGAUUCGGGGGAAGAUAAAAUCCCUUCAGAGCUUUUUUAGCAGUGUAAUAAAUCCAGAUAAGAAGCAAACAGCUGAUAAGAAACCAUCCCAAGCACGACUGGGUUCGACGAUACAAUCUGUCGGAAAAGGAACUAAAACGGUUUCAUCGAAAAAGCUAAUAAAAGAAAAAAUGAAACGAAAAGUUGACCAGUCGAGAUCUAAGUCGAUCGCGGUUUCCAUUAAGUCGCUAAGGGCUACAGGUAACCCUUAUGAAUCGCCUCGAAACGAAAGCAGAUUGAGUACUAGGACAAAAAGUAUAAAACGGGAAAAUAGUGACGAACAAAUAUUGAAAGAUAAAAUCAAGACGGAAUGGCAAAACGUUGUCCGAAUGGAAAUAGACAGAUUAGUAGAUAUAGUAGCGUUGAUUGAAGAGAAGGCCAUUGCCGACAUCGAGGCAGCAGUCAAUACUGUCAAUUAUUUGUACGAAAAGUUUGAAACUGAUAUCGAAGAAUGUUAUCAGAAAGAACAAAAAGCGUUGAGUAACAUUAGGAAAAUUUUCUCAGCGGCAAUUGAAGACGAAGUUCCUAUUCAACCACUGUUGGUUUUUGAUAACGAUAAGUUUUUCAUCGACAAAAGCAAUUUGCUAUUUCAAGAUAUCCCGCCGCACCCUCCGGAGAGCAUAGAGGAAGAAACGGAUGAUUAUAAGUUCAAAAUAAGCCAGUUAGAAAAGUUGGUGACCAAAUUGCAAAAUAUAUCUCCAAACAGUAUAAUGCGCGAGACACUCGGGUCUAUUCUUCACGCACACUUCCGGUCCAACGAAGUCCCAGAACAGUGGAAACAACUUUCCAAAAAACAAAUCGACGAAAUCCUCAGCUUUGUCUAUGGCCGUGUCGACGUGGUAGACUGGAAAGUUUUCGUUAUGUUUGCGACUGAUAUCCCAUUUCCGACUGUCGAUGAUCUGUUGGAUUUAAAAAAGCACUUUGAACAAAUCGACAAAGAGAAGAACGAGAUCAUAUCUAAACAGCAAUUCUACGAUACAACUCUAUGGAUCGACAGGAAGUUUACUCCCGAUCUGCAAGGUGAUCUCCAUCUUAUUUUAUCUAAACUGCUUAUGCAGAAAGUUUUCGAGGUGACUAACUCAGAAUUGAACUACAAGGAAUUCUUGUUGUUCUUUUGUAAAAGCGAGACCAACAAGGAAGGUUUCAUGAAAAUCCUCGAAGUACUCAAUGAUAAGGGCAAUUUAAGAAGAAAAGAUUGUGCUGUGCACGAAGUCGUACCUGUAGAUGCGAUAAUCGUAGCGAAGCAGGAAUUUGACCGUAUCUUGUCCAACGCCUUCAACGUCAUAGACGGCAUCCCGGUCAAAACACUGCCGACCGACAACUACGAGAAUAUUUUCGCUUCACCCCACAACGAAUAUUUGGAGACAGAGAUGAUUCUAGCGAAGAACUGGCUGACUUCGCCAAGGACGAGGAUCUCAACUUGUUACGAAAGCGAUCCACACUUCGACGAUCACGUACAAAGUUUUGAAGAAUAUAAAAAUUGUCUCCCUCUUUACGAAAGGUUCCGGGAGCCCAUUUGGUACAAGUGUGUACAUUACAAAUUAGCCCUCACGAUUUUCAUGUUUGCACUGAAUCUCAACUUCACCUCACCGGACGGUUUGCAGAGGCAGCAAUACAUCGAAACAAGAUUAAAAGAUCUGUUCAAAGAAAAAGGGGUAAAUAACUACAUUCAAGCGUUUCACCUUUAUGAGAGCAAAUUUAUGCAAGAAAUCUUUGAAACUUCUUUCUUCUUCAAAACCUGCCAAUUAGACGUAUUGCUGCAAAAAUACACUAAAGAUAAAAGUUCGCAUCAAAAAUGAAUAAAUACAUAUCUGAGAAAUA